GAAGGAGGGUGGUGCUUGUACAGAAAGGGACAGUGACUGGCCAUGUCAAUACAACUAAAGGACUCCAAAUCAACGGGAAACUACGUUCAAUAGAAUCAAGAGUAUAUCCUCACCACAGCUGCCUGUGAAAGACAACCCUGACUGGAAUUUCAUUUCUGUGUGAUUCACAUGUGCGGAAUUAUUUGGAUUCCGGAGCUUUGACCGGUAAAUUUGACAGAUCAAUUAGAAAAAAAAAAGGCGGGUAUUUUAGUUAAGUGACAAGAAAUUGUGUAGUUUAAAUAAAUGUACUUGGUUUUAUAAGUUAUACUGCAGACUGUAGACAGUGGGGUUGUUGUGCGGAGUCCUUCCAGGGGCUUCGGAGCCCAGGACAGCCAGACGUACCAGUGGAUUCCUCAGUUUUACGAAAUCACCGGAGGGCAGCAGGACUCAUAGCAGUACUUUGGUGAAUAACUUUCGCUUCCCUCUACUGAGCACCGCUGGUGACAACAAGCCGGUGUGAACAUGCUACAAAAUGGAAACAGAAAGGAGCAACUGCUGCAAGCGCCGAAGGCUGAGCCAGAGCCGGACUCCCCGGCUGUCGAGCCGAAACAGCAGCAGCCCGAGCUCUCCGGCGCGGGCAAGAAGGACGCGGACACCGAGUCCACUCACUUCCCCAUGCCCGCUUACCCCAAACUGGACAUAAAACGCAACGCAGUGACGGACGAUUAUAAAAUCUCCAGUCAAGUUCUGGGCUUAGGGAUCAAUGGCAAAGUCCUUGAGUGCUUCAGUAAGAAGACAGGAGAGAAGUGCGCACUGAAGAUCCUUUAUGACAGCCCCAAAGCGAGACGAGAAGUGGAGCUUCACUGGCGAGUAUCAGGAGGACCGUACAUUGUUCGCAUCCUCAACCUGUACGAAAACAUGCAUCAUGGGAAGAAAUGCCUGCUCAUUAUCAUGGAGUGUAUGGAGGGAGGAGAGCUGUUCAGCCGAAUCCAGGCCAGAGGAGACCAGGCCUUCACUGAGAAAGAGGCAUCUGAGAUUAUGAGGGACAUCGGCACGGCCAUCGAGUUUCUCCACAAUAUCAACAUCGCGCACAGAGACAUCAAGCCAGAGAACCUGCUGUACACCACUAGAGAGAAAAACGGGGUCCUCAAACUGACAGACUUUGGCUUUGCUAAGGAGACCACUCUACACAACCCUUUACAGACCCCCUGUUAUACACCAUACUAUGUGGCUCCUGAGGUUUUGGGUCCGGAGAAGUAUGACAAAUCAUGUGACAUGUGGUCUCUGGGUGUCAUCAUGUACAUCCUGUUGUGUGGCUUUCCUCCAUUUUACUCCAACACGGGCCAGGCCAUUUCCCCGGGGAUGAAAAGGAGGAUCAGGAUGGGCCAGUACGAGUUCCCCAACCCAGAGUGGGCUGAGGUGUCACAGGAAGCGAAAGACCUGAUCCACCAGCUACUGAAGACAGACCCCAGUGAGAGAAUGACCAUCACUCAGUUUAUGAACCACCCCUGGAUCAAUCAGUCCAUGGUGGUGCCCUCCACUCCGCUCCACACCACCCGGGUCCUGACCGAAGACAGAGAGCUGUGGGAGGAUGUGAAGGAGGAGAUGACCAGCGCUCUAGCAACCAUGCGUGUGGACUACGACCAGGUGAAGAUCAAGGAUCUCGACACUUCGAGCAACCCCCUGCUCAACAAGAGACGCAAGAAGGCUGCUGCAGGGGCCAAGAGCGGGUCCACUGUCUGCCAAAGUCAGUGAGAUACAGGCAACUGUUAAUGGAAAAUCCAGACCUAACAGCCAAUGGUGAAGAAAAGCAGCUCAGCAGAGGAAGGAAAAUUUGAUUUAUGCAGGAGAGGAUCAUUUAGACAGUUGCUCGGGACUCCGAAGAGACUGAACGUGGAGGGCAUGUUCUCUGAAAUAAAGGGACAACGUAGGAACAGCAGCAACGACAAAACUGAACAUUUAUAGGACAUAUCAAGACAUGAUAUUGCCUGUGUUGCUGACCAGUGGUAGAAAUCCAUAGCUCCGCUCACUCCAGGCCUAUCUGUUUUUAAUUAUUUUAUGUAUGUAUGUCAUUUUUAGAUUCUCCCUGCAGACAUCAAGUAUCAUCCGGUAUUUAUAGUGAUAGUAUUUUGUGUAUUUGAAUGCUGGGCUGCCUUUGUAACUAUGCAUUAGUGAGCACAUCCCACACACAGACAGACAAAACCAACUGUGGACAGAAUGUGAAACUAGAACACUCAAUAUUACCCGUGUUGUCCUAAUAUUGUCUGUCCUCUGCUGUUUCUUUUCAGAGAUUAAAGCGAAGUCUGACACUGACUGUCUUGUCAAUAAAAUGUACUAUAGCCUCCAUAAUGACGUCCAGAUCAACCCGAGGGAGUAUUUUUCAUUGAAGCAAUAGUAAAAUGGCCUAACACACAUUAUCAAGUGAUAUAUUUGACUCAGUAUCACUGCUGCAGAUCAACAUCGUGUCCUAUAAACAGAGCUAUGAGAGGAGGCACACAACCUGCCUGCUUCCCGUCAGUCUUAGGCCAGGACUCUUUAUGUAAGCAGUGGUGGGGUAAUGGUUGGUUGUGCGACAUGGUUGGGUUGUGACACUUCUCUUUAGAAAGGCCUUGUGU
Molecule: messenger RNA, 2594 nt
Organism: Xiphias gladius (swordfish)
Lineage: Eukaryota; Metazoa; Chordata; Actinopteri; Istiophoriformes; Xiphiidae
Gene: mapkapk3
Product: MAPK activated protein kinase 3
Exons: 10
Coding region: 502-1734 (410 amino acids)
Biological process (GO): intracellular signal transduction; protein autophosphorylation; peptidyl-serine phosphorylation
Cellular component (GO): cytoplasm; nucleus
Molecular function (GO): ATP binding; calcium-dependent protein serine/threonine kinase activity; calcium/calmodulin-dependent protein kinase activity
Source: RefSeq, a predicted model, not a curated record